AUGUCCCCGCAGGGCCAACUCGCCUACUGGCACGACGCCGAUCUCCGCUACGAAGCACUCGACUGCCGCCGCUGCGAAUCGCAGCGCGACUACCUGCUGCAAUACUCGCCCAUCAUCCGCUACCUAUCUACCAACAUUGCCCAGCUGGGCGGGACCCUCGAUGGUACUAACAUCAGGUGCAGGAGGUGCGAGCCCCAUGAGCGGAUGGAGGGCGGGUUUGAUCCCAGAUACGGGAUCAAGCUCUGUGCGAAUGUGCUCGAGGGGAGGAAGAAGGUGGAGGAUACGCUGGCGCAUGAGAUGGUGCAUGCGUGGGAUCAUUUGAAGUGGAAGGUUAAUUGGGAGGCGGACGGCGGGGAUUUGAGAGGCGUGGCUUGUACGGAGAUACGAGCAAGUUCUCUCAGCGGCGAAUGCAGAUGGACGAACGAGUUCUUCGGCAACAAGAUCCUGAAAUUUACAAACCAACAUCAGAAUUGUGUACGGCGGAGGGCGGUACAGUCGGUGAAGAGUCGACCGCAGUGUAAGAGUGAUCUGGAUGCCGUCAAGGCGGUCAAUGAGGUGUGGGAUAGCUGUUUUCGGGAUACAAGACCUUUUGACGAGAUCUACCGGUAA
Molecule: messenger RNA, 609 nt
Organism: Endocarpon pusillum Z07020
Lineage: Eukaryota; Fungi; Ascomycota; Eurotiomycetes; Verrucariales; Verrucariaceae
Product: Mitochondrial inner membrane protease atp23
Exons: 2
Coding region: 1-609 (202 amino acids)
Biological process (GO): mitochondrial proton-transporting ATP synthase complex assembly; mitochondrial protein processing
Cellular component (GO): extrinsic component of mitochondrial inner membrane
Molecular function (GO): metalloendopeptidase activity
Source: RefSeq, a predicted model, not a curated record